Magallana angulata is the source of this 1839-nucleotide messenger RNA. RefSeq lists its product as uncharacterized. The record is from RefSeq and is a predicted model, not a curated record. Lineage: Eukaryota; Metazoa; Mollusca; Bivalvia; Ostreida; Ostreidae. The transcript has 3 exons. Bases 102 to 599 code for a protein of 165 amino acids.
AAAUAUCACAAGUAGCCGCGACCGGAAGGAUGCCACUAAUAGACGGAAAACAAGGAUUCCAUCCUGUUUGUUUUUUAGUUGGUCACUGAGCUCCCUCGGACAUGGGUGUAUCUGGGGUGUGGAGACGGUUUCUACUGGUCUUGCUGAUGGAGACUCCGUCAGUGACAAGUCUCCUAUGUCUUCGCUGUAAUAGUCUCAGUCACGGCGCACUCUGUGGACCGGAUGCUUUGUCUCUUGUCCACAACAAGUCCACUGUGGAGGUCUGUGAUGGAACUUGCAGGGUCAACAGAAUCCUGUCCCCCCAGGGACACGAAGUCCAUCUGAGAGAUUGUUCAAGGACUAAGAAGACCGGAUGUGUAUCAAAGAACUUUACAUCGCCGGGCGGAAGAAAAAAAUCACUUCCGGGGAAGCUGUGUCAGUGUGACCGAGACCUUUGUAACGUUGACUUCACGUACGGCAGGGAGAACCGGGCGGUCGUUUCCGCUCGCUUCCAGAUCCCUGAUCCACUUCCGACCCCAGCCGGAAGUAAAGGGAUACCAUUAUUGCCAAAUGACUUGAUUUUCUCUUUUAUGUUCAUACAUGUAUUUUUGCUGAUUUGAAUUUUUUCCUCUAACCAGUGCUUACUGAUAUUUUCCUAAACGAAUUUACAGAGCCUGGUACCCGGUAGAUAUUUUGUUGAUAUCAUCAAACAUGUUCAUUUAUCAAAUAUUCUAUUAUUUAGAAGUCAAACCCCAUCUUACGUAUUCUUUUUUUAAAAAAACAUGGUGACGCACAAAGUUAAUUAGCCUAACCCAUGAUUAAGCAAAUAUCGAAUUUUUACACGAUUUGUAUAGUUGAGUUUCCCUUCUGCUUCAUAGCCGCGCAAGCUCAGGGGAAUGUAAAUACUGCAGCGUGGCAUAUAUCAUGAGCCAGCGGCCUCUCAUUGAAACCUGAUAUCAUAAAGAACUUUAUUACAUACCAAGUAAUAAAUACAGGUUUUGUGCAUAGGUGAUACAGAUGACAUCACAAAACUCGUAUCGGCCUCCGGGGCUGGUACAGGUUAUCAGCCCUUGGGCUAAUACGGAUUCGUAUCACACCCCUUGCGAGACUCCUCUGCCUUCUUUCAUUCUGUAUUUGUGCAUGUUUACAAAUAAAUAUUUGUUACAAUCGAUAUUUAUAUAUAAGUGCAGUUUAAAACUAUGGGGAAAUUCUAGUUCUGUAGCUACAUGUUUGGUAAAACAGUAAGAUACAUUUUUAUUUAAUACAUGUACAGACUACUUUCAAAUACUAUUUAAAAUCAAUUUGUUCAAGCAGGGACGUAUAUACUAACUGGUAGUAUAUACGUCCCUGGUUCAAGCUGAUGUUUUUUCUUAAAUUUUAUUACUAAGUAUGUAAUAAAUAUAAUAAUAUAUGCCCUUUUUCCAUAUCACAGCCUGUAUAAAGCCCUCGACCAAUAUCAUACCUCGGGCCUCCGGAGUGAGGGCUGAUAUUGGAGUCUCGGGCUGUAUUAUUCUCUACAUAUAUUAUUUAGAUCCACUCUGUAAAUGCAGACAUCGAAUAGCUUCAGGAUCAAUUUUUUUUUCUCAUUGUGUUAAUCCCAUUGCAACUUUUUUUUAGACAGCGAUCGUGUUCAAGCGACACUAACAUUAAUGUCCAAAACAACUCGGUUUGGUUUGGUUUUAGUGCAUUUCUAGAUGAGUUUUAAUGACUUGUAAACUGAUAGAUGAUGAAAUUUGAUGCGUGAAACCAUCUGCAUAAUAAAAUUUGGGGGUUUUUUUCUCUUAAUUCCGUUGUCAUUUUUAAAAAGUAAAACAUCUAUUUUGAAUCCCCAUUUCCUUUUAAUAUGCGAAAAAUUAUUGA